CAGGCGCGUAACAGCGAAAAAGCCCAAUCGAUGCUCUUCCGUUUCCGGGCCCAACAAGCCGCGGAUCUCGGAAUCAUCGACAUUGGGCGCACGCGCCGCCCGAAAGCCAUCACGACCGUUGACUCGAUCCCGAUGUGCGAGAAAUGGCGCGGCCAAGUGCUGAAGGAAAUCUCACGCAAAGUUUCCCGGAUCCAGGAGCUCAGUCUAAGCGAUUACCAGAUCCGCGAUCUGAACGAUGAGAUCAACAAGCUUAUGAAGGAGAAGUGGACGUGGGAGAUGCAGAUUCGAAACCUAGGCGGGCCGAACUAUAUGCGAGGCUCCGGACGGGUAUUUGAUGAUGAUGGGAGGGAAAUACCGGGUGGUGGGAAGGGGUAUCGGUAUUUUGGACGAGCGAGAGAGUUGCCCGGUGUGAAGGAGAUGUUUGAGGCGGCGGCGAGACGCGGGAGGAGGCCGGCUGAGGAGGAUGAUGAAGAAGGUGGGAAGGGGAGAGGUGGUGAGAUUGCGACGAAAAAGGUCGAUGCUAAUUACUUUGGGUAUGGGUUGGAUGAGGAGGAUGGCACGCUUCUGGCGUAUGAGAGGCAGAAGGAGAAGGAGGCUGUUGAGAGAUUGCGCAGGAAGGAUGAGGAUGUUGAGGAUGGGUGGGAGCCGUUGCCUGGUGAUGCUGGCGAUGGGGUUGAGUGGAGGUUGCCUACACUUGAUGAGGUUCAGGAGGAGUUGGUUGAUCGACGGAGGAGGAGGUUGUUGGAUAAGAUCUCAUGA
Aspergillus vadensis CBS 113365 is the source of this 759-nucleotide messenger RNA. Its product is annotated as pre-mRNA-splicing factor ISY1. Gene Ontology annotation, biological process: generation of catalytic spliceosome for second transesterification step; mRNA 3'-splice site recognition. The annotation marks the transcript as partial. Gene Ontology annotation, cellular component: post-mRNA release spliceosomal complex; catalytic step 2 spliceosome; post-spliceosomal complex. The transcript has a single exon. NCBI's taxonomy places the organism in Eukaryota, Fungi, Ascomycota, Eurotiomycetes, Eurotiales, Aspergillaceae. The record is from RefSeq and is a predicted model, not a curated record.